Messenger RNA from Lycium ferocissimum, 1029 nucleotides. RefSeq lists its product as uncharacterized. Lineage: Eukaryota; Viridiplantae; Streptophyta; Magnoliopsida; Solanales; Solanaceae. The coding region runs from base 486 to 803 and encodes 105 amino acids. The record is from RefSeq and is a predicted model, not a curated record. The transcript is spliced from 2 exons.
UUCAUUGAUGAUGUAUCAUAUUUAUACAAGUAUUGUAUGUACAGAAAAAUAGGGAAUAUCCCAAAACACUUGCUCUAAUCUUAUUGGCUAGAAAAAUAACAAACUCUGUACAAAAAUUUUUAUUUGUCAUGUAGCUAAUUAUGGUAGGACAGCUGUGUGCUGAGUUGUAUUUGUUUCUGGGCUGUAUUUGACAAUUGGGCCAGCACCAACAUAGUCUGUGUUUGUGGGAGUUGGGCUUGAGUGAUGAUUUGGCCCAAGUAUUUCUUUAUCUGGUCCAAAUAUUUCUUUAUCUGAUCCAACACAUGUAGACUUGGGAAAUAACGAAGUUGACUUCUCCAUUUCUUCUUCUUCACUUUGUUGAUGGACAUUAUUGAGUUCAACACCCCCCCUCAAGUUGGAGGGUAGGGGAGAUACACCCAACUUGCUAAGAAUCGAAUGAUGAGAAGGUCCUGAAAGAGAUUUGGUGAAAAUGUCGGCGAUCUGAGAUGAAGAGGGCACAAAAUUCAGGGAAAUCAACCCAGCAAGAAAUUGUUGCCGUACGAAGUGGCAGUCAAGAUCGACAUGCUUUGUACGUUCGUGAAAAACGGGAUUCCGAGCUAUGUGUAAAGCGGCUUGGCUGUCGGAGUGGAUCGGAAUGGGAAGAGGAGGUGGCACCGACAAAUCCCCCAAAAGACGAUUCAACCAGGGGAUCCUCCCACACUGAUGAAAUAACCACUUAUAGAGCGUCUGGUGUCAUGACAUGUAGCCCAGUCCGCAUCGCAAAAUGCGAGAAUGGACAUAGAGGGAGAAGCAUUCAUGAAUAGACCAAGACCAGGAGAUGUGCGAAGAUAUCGUACCACGCGAAGAGCAGCAUCAAAAUGUGGUAAUCGAGGAUUCUGCAUAAAUUGGGAGAGAUGUUGCACAGCAAAUGACAGAUCUGGUCUGGUAUGUGUCAAAUAAUUCAACUUUCCUAUGAGUCGUCUAUAUAUGAGAGGAUCCUUAAGUAAAUCACCUGUUGUAGCUGAUAAUCUUUGAGUAGGAUCUAAAGGA